This is a messenger RNA of Oncorhynchus tshawytscha (Chinook salmon), 2690 nucleotides long. Its product is annotated as BRCA1-associated protein-like. The record is from RefSeq and is a predicted model, not a curated record. Gene Ontology annotation, biological process: protein ubiquitination; Ras protein signal transduction. The transcript has 13 exons. Bases 1 to 1683 code for a protein of 560 amino acids. Gene Ontology annotation, molecular function: zinc ion binding; nucleic acid binding; ubiquitin protein ligase activity. Gene Ontology annotation, cellular component: cytoplasm. Lineage: Eukaryota; Metazoa; Chordata; Actinopteri; Salmoniformes; Salmonidae.
AUGCGAAUAGGUCCGCGCACGUUGGAGAGAGCAGCCGUCUUACAUCAUCACAUCGGCAGCAGAACCAUGGGAGACAUGGUCAUCGAGACCUUCCCACCCAAUCCUGGUGAGCAGACUGGGGCAGAGGGAGAGGAGGGUGGAGGAGCCCAACCCCUAGAGGAUCAACCAGACGGGAGGGGUCCUACUGAGGGCCCUACAGAUGUCAGUGCCGAGGGCACAGAGGUGGCUCCAGACUCGCCCUCCAAGCAGCUUCCAGACCAGAUCUCCUUCUUCAGUGGAAACCCCUCAGUGGAGAUUGUCCACGGCAUCAUGCACCUCUACAAGACCAACAAGAUGACAUCACUGACGGAGGACAUGCGUCGCAGUGCCAUGCUGUGUAUCCUGACCGUACCCUCCACCAUGACAAGACACGACCUCAUGAAGUUUGUGGCACCAUUUUAUGAUGUCAUGGAGCACAUGAAGAUCAUACGAGACUCCACCCCUAACCAGUACAUGGUGCUGAUCAAGUUUAGUAGCCAGGCUGAUGCAGAUAGUUUCUACACAGCGUGUAAUGGCUGUACGUUCAACUCCAUAGAGGAUGCAGUCUGCCAGCUGGUCUAUGUGGAGAGAGCUGAGGUCAUCAAGUCUGAGCAGGGCGCCAGUCUUCCAGUGAUUGAGCUGGCAGAGCUUCCUAAGUGUACCGUGUGUCUGGAGAGGAUGGAUGAGUCAGUGAAUGGGGUACUCACUACACUCUGUAACCACAGCUUCCACAGCCUGUGUCUGCAACGCUGGGAGGAUGCCUCGUGUCCUGUGUGUCGGUAUUGUCAGACCCCAGAGCCUGUAGAGGAUAACAAGUGCUUUGAAUGUGGAGUUCAGGAGAACCUUUGGAUCUGUGGUCAUAUCGGCUGCGGUCGCUAUGUCAGUCGUCAUGCCUACAAACACUUUGAGGAGACGCAACACACGUACGCCAUACAGCUCACUCACCACCGUGUCUGGGACUAUGCUGGAAAUAACUAUUUUCACAGGCUGGUGGCCAGUAAGACUGAUGGGAAGAUGGUUCAGUAUGGGUGUGAAGGAGAAACCUGUCAAGAGGAGAAGAUAAAUGCUCUGCAACUAGAGUACUCUCACCUGCUAACGAGUCAGCUGGAGUCCCAGCUCAUUUACUGGGAGAAUAAGAUUGAUCACCUGGAGAAGGACACAGCAGAGGAGAUCAGCAACCUGAAGGCCAAGUUUAAGGAGACCAUAGAUCGAUGUGAUAACCUGGAGCGUCGGCUGGGAGAGCUGGCCAAGGACAAACAGAGCAUGGACAAGAAGUGUGGUCAGUUGUCGACCCGUGUGACGAAACUUGUUCAGGACCUGAAAGAGGAACAGGAAAUGAAUCGCUGUCUGAGAGCCAGUCAGGUUCAGCUACAGGCCCAGUUGGCUGAAGAUGAGCACAAGGCUAGAGAGACUGGCGAGCGUAAGGACAGGGUGAUAGCAGAGCUCCAGGAGCAGCUGAGAGAUGUCAUGUUUUACCUGGAGACUCAGCAGCAGAUAGGUCUGCCUCCAGAGACCAGGACUGAGAUACAGGAAGGACACAUCAACAUAGGCGCAGCAGCCACUCCCGCCCCAGGACCCUCCACCGCCAUAGGCCGAGGCCGCAGGGGGCGGUCCAAAAAGGGGAGGGAGAGACUAGAUCCUAAUUCUGGGGGAGAGAGAGACUAGAACCUAAUUCUGGGGAAGUGGCACAACCAGGAAGUGGAGAGAAGUCAUAAACCCUGCCUAUUUCUACAAUUUAUUUUCUUAAAAUGUGAUUUUAAACCGAACCUUAGCCUUAACCACACUGCUAACCUUAUUCCUAACCUUAAAUGAAGACCAAACAUUUUUGUUUUCAUACAUUUUCUAUGAUAUAGCCUAUUUUGACUUUGUGGCUGUGGUAAAACCAGAGAUGUCAGAUGCCUGAAAUGCCGAACCAAAAUUACCUUAUUAAAGUGUGUGUGGUGUGCGUGCGUGUUUGCGCAAUUGUGUGUGUUUGUGCUUUUCAAAUGGACUUUGGCUCCUUUGACAGUACUCUAAGAGGAUGGGAUCAGAAGUUAAGUGUAUAUCUCUGCUUCAAGGUGCCCACUUUGACUUCUCCCUCCAUUCUUCUAUAAAAAAAAAAAGUCAUCUUGUUUUCUUCCUGAAAGGAGGAGAGAUUCAUGUGAAUAAGGAAGUGAGAAGUGGACAAAUACCUCAUGUUUGAAUAUGCUGGCUUUUCUAACUAACUGUCCAGUCAGUUUUUGUAGGUAUGUGUGUUGUUAUAAAUGGGUUGAGAAAGUCUGCUUCUGAGGUUCCCUACCAGCUGGUUGUCAGCGUUUGUCAUCUCUGUUUUAUCAAACAUCUGACUCCAAUCUGGUCUCAGGAAACGGAAUGACUCAGUUCUAUCGUGAGAAUGUUUAUUUAUUUUUCAUUUAGAUCAUUUAAAAUGUGACAGAAAACAAACUGAACAUCACUUUAUCUGAGAGAUUAAGUCAAGUGCUGAAAUAUUUAAUUUCUCAAUUUAGUUCUGUGUAGACUUAACAGACAGGCACAGGUAUGUGUGGCUGAUGCUUUGGCAUUCCUACACUAAUCUGAGAUGUGCACCUGAUGUCAAGGGUUGCCCUAUUGCCUGGGCCAAGUCAUUUGAGCAGUCAUGCAAGUUAAGCCUAAGGUUGCACGUUGGGCAGGUGAUUUUUGACAAAAAAAAAGUAAAA